Messenger RNA from Lindgomyces ingoldianus, 954 nucleotides. RefSeq lists its product as uncharacterized. The transcript has a single exon. The record is from RefSeq and is a predicted model, not a curated record. Bases 1 to 954 code for a protein of 317 amino acids. Gene Ontology annotation, molecular function: hydrolase activity, acting on ester bonds. NCBI's taxonomy places the organism in Eukaryota, Fungi, Ascomycota, Dothideomycetes, Pleosporales, Lindgomycetaceae.
AUGUUGAGUUAUUUCGUGACAGCACUAAGUGUUGCCCCAGUUCUCCAAAUCACCUUCGCCCUUCCCACUACCAACCAACCUCGAGCCGCGUACCCCUUCACUAGACUUGUAGCCUUCGGCGAUGAACUUAGCGACAAUGGCAACGGAAGCUAUGCCCACGGCAUCACAGGCGAUCCGGCAACCGUCUACGGCUUCGGCACCUGGACCAAUGGUCCCGUUGCCGUAUCAUACCUCUCUAAUCUCCUCAAAGCUCCUUUAACUGACUAUGCCUUUGGAGGAUGUUGUGGCGGGGCCUCCGGAGGCGCAACAUUCGACAACGCGUACACCAAGUCCGCGGCUGGAGCCGCGUCGCUCAUUGAUCAGAUCGCAAAUUACAGCGGAAAAGGAUACCCUGACAUCAAGAAGUCGAUGCAGUUCAUUUGGGUCGGACAAAACGACGUCAGUGCGCAUACAGAUGCUUUCUGGGAGGGCGAUCCGCACAACGCGGACUUUGCGCAGAACGCUGCGGCGAAGACAAGUGCGGCGGUGAAGAAGCUAAUCGAUGCCGGCGCGCCGUACGUCCUGGUUGCGAAUAUCUAUCCCAAGCAUCUUGCACCUGUGACGGCGAAGUACCUCUGCGGUACAUCGACUUCUUGCGUGGAAACAUGGGGCAAGGUUAUUUCUUCGGCAAACGCUGGUAUCAAGACUUCCCUCCAGCAAUUCGGUACCAAAGCUAUCUACUACGAUUCCUUCUCUUUCGUCUCGAAUCUGUUGAACAAGGCGGCGGCGAAUGGGUUUACGGCGCCGUUGACGGAUUUCUGUGAUGGCAUGGGGGAUGCGACGUGGAAUGACUGCAUGGUGAAGGGGAAUAUGGGGAAGUACUUUUGGAUGAAUUUUGUGCAGCCUACUACUCGGGUGCAUGAGUUGAUUGCGAAGGAUAUGAAGGCGACUGUUGAUAAGCACUUGGGAUUGUAG